Messenger RNA from Oncorhynchus tshawytscha (Chinook salmon), 3607 nucleotides. RefSeq names its product phosphatidylinositol 3-kinase regulatory subunit alpha. The record is from RefSeq and is a predicted model, not a curated record. Gene Ontology annotation, biological process: phosphatidylinositol phosphate biosynthetic process; insulin receptor signaling pathway. The coding region runs from base 634 to 2799 and encodes 721 amino acids. NCBI's taxonomy places the organism in Eukaryota, Metazoa, Chordata, Actinopteri, Salmoniformes, Salmonidae. The transcript is spliced from 16 exons. Gene Ontology annotation, cellular component: phosphatidylinositol 3-kinase complex. Gene Ontology annotation, molecular function: protein binding; 1-phosphatidylinositol-3-kinase regulator activity.
AGCAACAACAAGAAAUACAAUAUACACUGAAUUGUCUCUACAAAAAAAAAGUUGUGGAUUUUUGACCAUCCUCCCCUUAUUCAGAAUAUCUUUAUUGUCAUGGCAUGCUUGGUUCAAUAGCUAUUGCUGAGAGAACCGAAUAUCCACUACUUUUUUACCUCGGACAUAAACCAUGACUUUGUGGCUGUCUUAACUAGUGACGACCGGCUAACUAGCAGCACUGCGGUUUGCUACUAGCUGUUACUGCACCCGGAUGCAUUUUCGAUAUCAUAGCUAGCUAUAGUUUGGAGACCGCGUCUAUCCUGCACUUCCCAAUGAAAAUCUGAUCUAUGUUUUUUCUGAAGAUUUUUUCAGAGGAAAAUAACAAUAAGAUGCUUUCAUGGGACUACAGAUGCCGAUGCCUUUGAUGGGAUUGUAUUGCAUGAAGCAUAAUGAGGGUGUAUUGAAAAACAGGACAGAACCUUAAUGUUAACAUUUGGAGGUCCUGAAUCUGCAUACUUUUGGGGGAAGAAGAUCUGCAUAAAAUGGAGAUGGAGGAAACAUGCGUUGUUAGAAAGAAUAUAGUCGAUUUUUAACCUCAGGCCAAAUCUUAUUGGUCUUAAAUUGUGUAUUGGGAAAAAGAUAUAUAUAAAGAUGACUUCGGAAGGAUACCAGUACAGAGCACUGUAUGACUAUAAAAAGGAGAGGGAGGAGGACAUUGAUUUGCAUGUAGGCGAUAUACUUGUGGUGAGCAAGGGUGCUCUGCUGGCCCUAGGCUGCCCUAAUUGGGCUGAAGAAAAACCAGAUGAGAUUGGGUGGCUGCCAGGAUUCAAUGAGACAACUCAUGAAAAAGGUGACUUUCCCGGGACUUACGUUGAGUUUGUGGGAAGAAAAAUAAUUUCACCACCAACACCAAAACCAAGGCCACCUAGGCCUCUUCCUUCCACAUCAGAUCUAGCCAGGACAGAUUCAGAAUCAGAGGGCUUCAUGUUGCCAGAUCUGCCAGAACAGUUUGCUCCUCCAGAGACUGCAUCACCUAUCCUGGUCAAGCUUCUGGAGGCAAUAGAAGGCAAAGGUUUGGAAUGUCCAACCCUUUAUAGAACUUUCACAGCAGCUUGUGGGCUGGAUAUGAGACAGUUCACUGACUGUGAUUUGGAGCCUUUGGACCUACAGUCGCUAUGUGAUGGCCUUUGGAGAUACCUGCAGGAUUUGCCUAAUCCAGUUGUUCCCACCUCUCUCCAAAGUGAGAUGAUUCAUGCAGCACAGGAGGUAAAGGAUCCAAAGGACUGUGCCCAGUUGUUGCGCAGAAUAGCCAGCUCAUCUAACCAUCCGCCCCAAUACUGCCUCACGUUCUACUGCCUCAUCAAACAUUUCUGCCGGAUUUCUCAGAACACCAGCAAAAACCAACUCUGCGUCAGAGACUUGGCGGAAAUCUUUAGCCCUGUGCUUUUCAGGCUUCAACCAGCAAGCUGUGAGGCCAGCCUGGAUUCCCUUAUCAAGAUUCUAGAGAUCUUGGUCAACAGUGAAUUGAGUGAAACCCAGGCUGCUCCAGCUUUGCCCCCGAAACCACCAAAGGCCACUACCCCAGUUCCAAACAACGGGUUCAACAACAACAUGGCCUUGCAAGACGGGGAGUGGUACUGGGGAGACAUCUCAAGGGAGGAGGUGAAUGAGAAGCUGAGAGACACAGCUGAUGGUACGUUUCUGGUCCGAGAUGCAUCCACCAAAAUGCAUGGAGACUACACACUGACUCUGAGGAAAGGAGGGAAUAACAAACUGAUCAAAAUAUUCCAUCGGGAUGGGAAAUACGGCUUCUCGGACCCACUGACAUUCAACUCGGUGGUUGAGCUCAUCAAUCACUACAGACACGAGUCCUUAGCCCAGUACAACCCAAAGCUGGACGUGAGACUGCUGUACCCAGUGUCAAGGCUCCAGCAGGACCAGGUUGUUAAAGAGGACAACAUUGAAGCUGUCGGUAAAAGGCUGCAGGAGUACCACCUUCAGUUCCAGGAGAAGAACCGAGAGUACGAUCGUCUGUACGAGGAGUAUACAAGAACAUCACAGGAAAUUCAAAUGAAGAGAACGGCCAUUGAGGCAUUCAAUGAAACCAUUAAGAUCUUUGAGGAGCAGUGCCAAACCCAAGAGCGCUAUAGCAAGGAGUACAUUGAAAAGUUCAGGAGAGAGGGUAACGAUAAAGAAAUCCAGAGAAUCAUGGGAAACUACGACAAACUGAAAUCGAGAAUAAGUGAGAUUGUGGACAGUAAACGGCACCUGGAGGACGAUCUGAAAAAGCAAGCAGCGGAUUACAGGGAGAUAGAUAAGAAGAUGAACAGCAUCAAACCUGAUCUGAUUCAGCUCCGCAAGACCAGAGACCAUUACCUAAUGUGGCUGACACAAAAGGGAGUGAGGCAGAAGAAGCUGAAUGAAUGGUUGGGUAUCAAGAAUGAAAACCCAGAGGAUGAGUACUCAAUGGUUGAAGAUGACGAGGACCUCCCACAUCAUGAUGAACGUUCGUGGAGGCUAGGCAACAUCAACCGGCUGCAGGCAGAAGCUCUGCUCCGAGGGAAGAAGGACGGAACAUUCCUGGUCCGGGACAGUAGCAAAGCUGGCUGCUACGCCUGCAGUGUUGUUGUUGAGGGUGAGGUGAAGCAUUGUGUUAUCAACAAGAGUCAUACGGGCUAUGGAUUUGCAGAGCCGUAUAACCUGUAUGGCUCCCUAAAAGAACUAGUCCUGCAUUACCACCACACGUCACUCGUACAGCACAAUGAUUCUUUAAAUGUCACGCUCGCCUACCCAGUUUACACACAGAAGAGGCGGUGAGUAACUCAUGGUGAGGACUUGGACUUCAUGAUGGACAAUCAAGAUAAUUUCUUUGGAAAUGCAAAUGCCUAGGAUGGUAUCAAUUAAAAAAGGGAAACAUUGGUACAGGUGUUUGACAUUUUGGAAAUUUUCAAAAAUCAGGAGAUGGUCCUCGUUUAAUCUUUUUUUGUGUUUUUUUUGUUUUUUCCUUUGGAUAGCCAUGAUUACAUAUGUGUGAGUGAGCAUGGUAUGUGUAGUCAAGCCUACUAAUUGAAAAAGGAGGAGAGACUUGAAGCAGCAUGUGACAUUUUAAGACCGGUUUUUCAGACACAGAUUAAGCCUGGUCCUGGGCUAAAAUGCAUGGUCAAUGGAGAGUCUCCAUUGAAAUUGCUUUUUAGUCCCGGACUAGGCUUAAUCUGUGUCUGGGAAACCGCAUUUUCAGUGUUUGCAUUUAACUGAAAUGUUUGGCUUUCAAUUACCAAAGUCUUCAUUCAACAUCCUGACACUGUCAAGUGUAAGUUUUUGUUGUGCUAUGCAAUGCUGUCUGCUUCUUCAGAAUUAAUAUGUACCCUAAAUAUAUUUGUAUUUUUUUUUUAAAUGAUUAUUGGCCAUCAAUGUAGGCUACCUAUUAGCUAGACAUGGUGUGGGACAUUUUUCAUUCUCUACUUCUACACACAAGACUUAUUUGGUUUACACUUUGUAAAAUGUUAAAAGCAUUCACAUUAGAGUAAUUUUAAAUGUAUUUAAAUAUAUAUAUAUAUAACACACACAGUACCAGUCAAAAAUCUGGACACCUACUCAUUCUUUAUUUUUACUAUUUUCUGUAGAA